Messenger RNA from Prunus dulcis (almond), 2109 nucleotides. RefSeq names its product polyol transporter 5-like. The transcript has 3 exons. Gene Ontology annotation, molecular function: carbohydrate:proton symporter activity. NCBI's taxonomy places the organism in Eukaryota, Viridiplantae, Streptophyta, Magnoliopsida, Rosales, Rosaceae. The coding region runs from base 160 to 1689 and encodes 509 amino acids. Gene Ontology annotation, cellular component: membrane. The record is from RefSeq and is a predicted model, not a curated record. Gene Ontology annotation, biological process: transmembrane transport.
AAAUCACACCCACUUGUUUUUCUGAUAUGAAAGCGACGUGAGCUUUUGGUUUUUUUUCCCUUUCGUGUUUAUUUAACCCCAACCUCUCUGCAGCCCAAAACCCAAACGUGGCCAAAUUUCCUUCUCUCUAGAUCACAACCAAACACCACAGAGCUCAAGAUGACUGACCAUAGAGCUGAACACAACGCCGUUUCCGGCCAGCCCCUGCUCAAGAAGAAGCCCAAAAGAAAUCUGUACGCCAUCGGUUGCGCCAUUUUGGCUUCCAUGACUUCAAUCUUGCUGGGCUACGAUAUUGGUGUGAUGAGUGGAGCUUCAAUCUACAUACAGGAGGACCUGAAAAUCACGGACGUGGAAGUUGAGAUCCUCAUCGGGAUUCUGAACCUCUACUCGCUCAUCGGCUCCGCCGCCGCCGGCAGAACUUCCGACUGGAUUGGCCGCCGGUACACUAUCGUCUUCGCCGGAGCCAUAUUCUUCACCGGAGCUCUCCUCAUGGGCUUCGCCACCAACUUCGCCUUCCUCAUGGUCGGUCGGUUCGUCGCUGGAAUCGGCGUCGGCUACGCCCUCAUGAUCGCUCCGGUCUACAACGCCGAGGUCUCUCCGGCGUCGUCUCGCGGCGCUCUCACGUCUUUCCCGGAGGUCUUUGUCAAUAUUGGCAUAUUAUUGGGGUACGUUGCCAACUAUGCCUUCUCUGGGCUCCCGAUUGAUUUGGGCUGGCGGCUCAUGCUCGGAGUCGGCGUAUUUCCCUCCGUUAUUCUCGCCGUUGGUGUCUUAACAAUGCCCGAGUCGCCCCGAUGGCUUGUCAUGCAGGGUCGGCUCGGCGAUGCCAAGCACGUCCUCGACAAAACCUCAGACUCCUUGGAAGAAGCUCAGCUUCGGCUAGCCGACAUCAAAGAAGCCGCGGGCAUCCCCGAGCAUUGCACCGAAGACGUUGUUCAGGUCCCCAAGCACAGCCACGGUGAGGAGGUGUGGAAGGAAUUGCUCCUCCAUCCAACGCCCCCUGUUCGUCACAUUUUAAUGGCAGCCAUUGGUUUCCACUUCUUUCAACAGAUGUCAGGCAUCGACGCCCUCGUUUUGUACAGCCCAAGGAUCUUUGAAAAGGCUGGGAUCACUGACUCCAGCACGUUGCUGCUCGCAACAGUGGCCGUUGGAUUUUCCAAGACCGUUUUCACCCUGAUUGCCAUAGGUUUCCUCGAUCGGGUCGGACGACGACCGUUGCUUCUAACGAGCGUGGCUGGGAUGAUAGCCUCGCUUCUCUGCCUCGGUACGAGCCUCACAAUCGUCGAUCAUGAAAAGGAGAAGAUGAUGUGGGCGACUGUUUUGUGCUUGACCAUGGUAUUAGCCUACGUCGGGUUCUUCUCGAUUGGGAUGGGGCCCAUUGCGUGGGUCUACAGCUCUGAGAUCUUCCCGUUGAAGCUACGUGCUCAAGGUUGCAGCAUGGGAACAGCUGUGAAUAGGAUUAUGAGUGGAGUCCUCACAAUGACUUUUAUCACGCUGUAUAAGGCGAUCACGAUGGGCGGGACCUUCUUUCUUUAUGGAGCAAUUGCUACGGUUGGUUGGGUGUUCUUUUAUACAAUGCUCCCGGAAACACAGGGUAGAACCCUUGAAGACAUGGAGGUCUUGUUUGGCAAAUUCUGGAGGUGGAGAGAAGGCUAUGCACUGCUCAGAAACAAAAGGGCUGUCGUAUGUUAGUUAGUGAGUUUACAUGGGUGAGUAGUAUUUGAAAGCACUUGAACUGUAGAGUAGGUGUUUGAUUGAAAAAUUGUUGUAUGUGUCGGUUAUAUAUUUGUCGCUACAAAUGCUCCUAUUAGAGAAGACUGUAGCGCUCGGCCUGGUCCUAUUUUUGGAGGUCCGAUGGUCGGGGAAGAAGCCAAGUCAAUCAUGGAGCGUGUUACUACCCAUGAAAUAUCUUUUAUGAAGAUUUUAGUACAAGUUAAGAUGAAGAAACCAGAGUCAAGAUGAAAUUUGUUAUAUAUGUAUUGUGCAAGUUUGUUCGCCAAAUUUGUUUUCCAUUUGUUGCUUUUAUUUUAUAUGUUUGUCAAAACUGUGACAUAUUGUAGCUUACAGUCGACCUAUAAUAUAGUAAUUCUUUAUGAGUGAUGAUAAUUGAUA